Ruditapes philippinarum (Manila clam) is the source of this 2610-nucleotide messenger RNA. RefSeq names its product lisH domain-containing protein ARMC9-like. Gene Ontology annotation, biological process: cilium assembly. Gene Ontology annotation, cellular component: centriole; ciliary basal body; ciliary tip. The record is from RefSeq and is a predicted model, not a curated record. NCBI's taxonomy places the organism in Eukaryota, Metazoa, Mollusca, Bivalvia, Venerida, Veneridae.
UUUGAUGUGUGGAAUUCCAGCUUACCAAAGUCGUUACGGGACAAUGACUCUGUGGCGCAGAAACUUGAAUUUUACCUUAAUAUUUACUUCGCCAUAUAUCCACUGAAAUUUGCAAAAGGACAGACAUUAGCUGAUAAAAACAUGCAGGAUUUCAAGACAUUCCUUGAGAACCGAGGUGCGACUCUUAGCCAGACUACCGAGUUUCUUCCAUUCUACGCUCUACCAUUUGUGCCAAACCCUAAAGGUCACCCAUCAUAUAAAGAACUUUUCACAGACACAUGGACAAAAGAUCUUGAAAUUAGACUGGAAAAGUUUUUGACUUUGUCACUGAAGUCAACACCACAGCCCAAGCUCUUUGAUCUUUAUAGAGGUACAAGUAGUUCUUCUGGAGAUCAUUUUCAACAAGUACAGAUAUAUCAGCAACAACUGGUCGAGUCAGAGAGGAAAACAAUGUCCUACAUUAAACGAUAUAACAAAGUCCAGGCUGACUAUCAUAAUUUGAUUGGUAUAACAGCAGAUCUUGUAGAUUCUCUCGAACAAACAGUGCAGGGAAAAAUUAUAAGUCCUGAGUAUUUACAACAUUUGUGUGGUAGAUUGUUUAAUGCUCACAUAACUGGGCAGUCUGUAGAUAUGACGAGGCCGGGAACUGCGGGUGAUGCCCUCAGACAAUCUAUAGCUCCUAGACAAGCCAGUAAAAUAGAGCCAAUCGAGGAGGUUCAGGUUGUCCUGGAUUAUGAGAAAAUCAAACAAGAUUUACAGACAACUAGUGAACGUAGGAAAUGUUUACUGCUGCAGGCUCUUAGAUGGAGACUUACCCAGGCCAAUCCUCUGACAAGAGAUAGUAAUGUGGGGUCAUUUAUACAACAUGAUUUACUUGGUUGUGCUACACCAGGGCAACAUAGGGAUGCUGUUUUGUCAUUGCUCACAUCAAAUGAUGCUGUUGUGAAACAAUGUGCUGCCAGAUUAUUUAAUGCAUUUGCCUCCCUUAAUUCAGGGGCGAACAAUUUCGCCCAAACAGACUUUUUAAAGGGUUUAUGGACAAUCUUUGAAGUAAACAAAGAUUUUAUAACAAAAGAGAUGGGGCGUCAGUUACAGACUUCUAUGAUAGAGAAUGGGUUGAUAGAGUGGUUGGUGAAAGUGUUAGAAGAUAAUGAUUCAUUAUCAGAUUAUACACUAGAAUAUUCCGUAGCAUUAUUGAUGAACCUGUGCCUUAGAACAUCAGGGAAAAAGAGAUGUGCUCCAAAUGCUAAUCAAACAUUGAAAGUACUCAGUGACCUUCUAGGACAUGAUAAUCAGGAGAUCCGUCCAUAUGUAAAUGGUGCCUUAUACAGUAUACUGGCAAUAUCAACUAUCAGGGAGGAAGCUAAGGCCAUGGGUAUGGAGGAGAUAUUAAGAUGUUUUAUAAAGGAAGAUCAACCUGACAUGAACAGACAGAUAGAAUUCAUCAUUAAACAACUCAACUCAACUGAAGUUGUAGAUGAGUAUGAAUCUGAUGAUGAGGAGGAAGAUGAAGAUGAGGAGGAUCAAGAUGCUAUGGAGGUUGACCUUGAUAAGGACGAGAUUGUGAGAGCCGAGGGCGACGAGCAGUCAGGCGAGAAGUUGUUAUCUGAGUAUACCACUGGUAGUGCUAAACCUCGGAAGAGGCAUACAGAUUCUGUAAUGUCAAUGCAAGGGCCGUUACAACGACCAGUCACACCAAGUUCUAGACGAGCAGUGGCUGAAAUGUUGAGUCGGCCGCCAAGUCAGUCAGCAAGUCGCCCUGGCACGGGGAUGAAGGACCCGACUGUAAGACCUCCCACUAGAAGUGGUAGCCGACCUGGUACACAGGAAAAUGAAAUGGGGGAAUCUAGUAGACCAUCUAGCCAGAAAUCUGGUAGAUUGUCAGCACCAGGCCAGAAACCAAAGACGCCUGGAGCUGAUCCUUAUAAGGCUGCUUUUGGUUCCCGGCCUAAGAUUCCACGAACCCCAGAUCCUAACAGUAUGAAGCGUCCGUCCAGUCGAGGCUCAAUAAGCCAGAUGCCUCCAGCCCCCCAGUUCUCGGAGUCAGGACCGAGACCAAGUUCUGCCGGUAAAUCAGGUGGUGGAAGUAUAAGUCCCAGAAAGGCAUCAGCUGGCAGUGGAAGAGGAGGGGAAACUCCAAGAUAAUUUAUGACAUUUUAAAGAAGAUUCAGAAAGUGCAUUUACAGCUGUUGUACUAUUAGCAGAUUUUACAAUAUUCAAUGUUCUUUUACUCAAUGUUCUUUAACUUCAGCUGAAGGAUUUAGUCAACUAAAUUUAUUAACCCGUAUAGUGCUAGCAACAUCAUUUACUUGUUUAUAGUCAGUCCAGUCUGUAUAUACAGGCCAGCAACAACAUGCAUGCAGUCUGAUGAAAUUGUAAACUGCUUUUGUUCAAUUUCAUCAUUGUGAUAGUUAGUUACCUCAAAGCUAACAUUGGACAGUUCUGUACACAAAGCAGGACCAAUUUAUAAUGAAUUUAGCCUGGUAGGGUACCUGUUACUUUAAAAAAAUUAUUUCAUAAGUUUACAGAAUCAUUGAAAAGUGAAAGGUAAAUUGUGAAGUCAAUGUGCUGUAAGUUAUCAUUCAGAAGUAAUAAAGAACUAUCCUUUGA